AUGAGAGGUUCCAUCACGAAGAGGCGAAGUUGGACUGCUCCUGCGCCGCUGCACAUCGCCCUCUGCAGGAAAGUACAGGGCAGUUUCCAACUAUGGCCUAAGAAGCCUUCGAGGACGCCUUCUAACAAGGAGGAAGCUCUCAAAUACUUAUCGGAUCUCGAGGCUAAGGACUUCCAGGAGUUGGUGGACACCACCGGCUUCUUCGCCAUUAUCUGCACACGGUAG
Messenger RNA from Penicillium taxi, 225 nucleotides. RefSeq lists its product as uncharacterized. Bases 1 to 225 code for a protein of 74 amino acids. Lineage: Eukaryota; Fungi; Ascomycota; Eurotiomycetes; Eurotiales; Aspergillaceae. The transcript has a single exon. The record is from RefSeq and is a predicted model, not a curated record.